UUAUGCUAAGCUUAGGUGAUAUGAUGAAAUUAUAUUGUUCCCCCCCAAAUGGUAUUGAGGCAAUCUGCUUCAAAAUGAGGUUACAUUGUUUCCUGUUUGUAACUGAAAAGCAGCAAGUUUUCAAAGCACUGUGAAAGCAGAGAGGGAGCAGAGGCGGGGUAAAAAUAGACGGUGUAGUAUACCUCACCAACGGAGCGCAGUGAUGCCCCAUAGAAUGAGGAAAACUGUGACAACGCGACAACCAGCUUAGUUAAGGACAACCGGAAAAAUGGCACCAGAAAGCAUAGCCCUGGCGGUGGUAUCUCUGGCCUUGCUAAUCUCUGUGUGUCUGAAUAUCAUCUUCUGCUUAAGACAAAGACACAUUUCAUGUAAAGAACCACAUAAUUGCUGCCAUCCACACAGUUCGGAAGAAGAAACCCUAUCACAAAUCGAAGGGCAAUAUAUUGGUAACGUCAGACAUCAAGAGCAGCAGGAAAAUCCCCACAAUCAUCAUGAGCGACAGGAAAAUCCAAUCUAUGGCAACAUCAGCACAGAAAGACGUGGUUCUUCAGAGGUUUUCUACGAGACGAUGUCCAUGCAGCGCAAUAGAGAUUGUCUUAAGCCUCCAGACUCUGACCUGAAUUACGCCUCACUGGAUCUGAAGAUUGCAAAGAAUCGCAAGAAAAACAGACACAUGCAAGGCCAGGCACAAGGACGCCACAAGAAGCACGAUCCGCUGGCAGACCUCCUGACGUCUCCCUUGAACGCCUUCUUAGAGGUGGACAUGGAAAUGGACGCUCACCUGCCAUCCAGAGACACUAGUGUCAUGGUCUCACACAGCAGCAUCUAUCUCAACAGUCAACAGAUAGCCAAGGAGGCAGAGGAGAUGGAAAGAGAGAGAGGCAUCGACAUGGACAAGGACAAUGUGGGAUGGGAUGGCUUACGAGAGAGCGAGGAAGGACGGAGAAGAGAUUGGGAUGAAGAUCAAGAAAGUGAGGACAGAAAAGAUCAUUAUGAUGAUCGCAAUGGGAAUAUAUGUAUAGAGCUUUUAGAGGUAGAAAAUACUCAGAGCUGCUCAGAUCAAGUACCUGACAGCUUUAGCCAUGAUUGUGACUAACUAUAUAUUUAAGUAUUAUAUUACUAUUCUAAAACUUUUCAACCUGUAUUCUAGAAAAAUGUGAAACUAUUUUCAUAUUUUCAGGGCAAAAAAUGUAACCAUCAUCUUCGGUUUUCUCUACGCUUCGCAGAGUUGAGCAAUUUCCUCCUUGACACAAACAAUCUACCUCUUAAAGUCUCCAUAUUGAGCAAUAGGAACAUAACUAUGCUUCUCUGUCAUAAACUACUUUAAAAAAGAAA
Molecule: messenger RNA, 1335 nt
Organism: Xiphophorus couchianus (Monterrey platyfish)
Lineage: Eukaryota; Metazoa; Chordata; Actinopteri; Cyprinodontiformes; Poeciliidae
Exons: 6
Coding region: 269-1096 (275 amino acids)
Source: RefSeq, a predicted model, not a curated record